AUGACCCUCGAUGCAACGUUGCAAGAGAUCGAACAGCUUUGUAGUGAGCCGCACUACGACAGCUUCGAGAAUGUGAAUCGCCCUGUGUACGACCGUAUAAUGGACGUGUAUCAACAACUUCGAGACAGCUCAGGCCCAGUGUCUAUGGAUUUAUUAGAGAGCUUUAGUCUCAUCGUGUUGCGAUUCUUUGACAUGCUUGACCGACGCGCUUUAGGCGGCACAGUGAAUUACAGUUUCCAUCACGACAUUGGCACGUUGUUGAGAACUUCUUUACUGCAGACAGCACCUGUUCACAACUGGCAAGAAACGUGGAAAGAGACUCGACGUCGUCAGAAUAACACGUUAAAGUCAUAUUUAGAGGAACCCGAGCUUUUCCUAGCGCGAAUAUCAACCGAGAAGGAUCGAUCCGAAGCGGUAGCGAUGAUGCAAUUUGCUGCGACUGGACUGGCGGGUGUUGAGGACACUGAAGAUCUUCCGUUGUGGUUCAUUCCUCCGUAUCAAGUGCAGCUAGGCAAACACAAGGCGGAUGGCUCUUUCGGAGCAGUUUACGAAGGCGAAUGGCUCGAUACGGAUGUGUUACAGACUUGUGGUUCUCGUUGA
Molecule: messenger RNA, 600 nt
Organism: Phytophthora infestans T30-4
Lineage: Eukaryota; Oomycota; Peronosporomycetes; Peronosporales; Peronosporaceae
Exons: 3
Coding region: 1-600 (199 amino acids)
Source: RefSeq, a predicted model, not a curated record